AUGUUAGCGCGUGCAAUGAAGGAGAAGGAAAACGACGAGAGCAAAACAAAACGAUUGGCCAUCCAAUCGAUAUACACAGAGCCGCCACGCAAUGAGCUUACAUCAGCCGAUCUUAGCGCGGAGCGACCUGUGAAGGCUGUGUGUGUGGACUCCGUUGAAAAGGGCAGCGAGCUAUUCGGAGGGUUGGAUUGCUGGUCUGGCCAAGGUGGUUGCAGGCAAGAGCCAGCGCUUAAUAAUGGGACGCAUAACCCCAUCAUGGACUCCUAG
Molecule: messenger RNA, 267 nt
Organism: Paracoccidioides lutzii Pb01
Exons: 2
Coding region: 1-267 (88 amino acids)
Source: RefSeq, a predicted model, not a curated record